Molecule: messenger RNA, 1740 nt
Organism: Trichoplusia ni (cabbage looper)
Lineage: Eukaryota; Metazoa; Arthropoda; Insecta; Lepidoptera; Noctuidae
Product: luciferin 4-monooxygenase-like
Exons: 10
Coding region: 1-1509 (502 amino acids)
Biological process (GO): fatty-acyl-CoA biosynthetic process; long-chain fatty acid metabolic process
Molecular function (GO): long-chain fatty acid-CoA ligase activity
Source: RefSeq, a predicted model, not a curated record
AUGUUGGCUGGUUUUCAGAUAAACGCGGCUAUAAGUAAGUCAGAGACGAACGCGUCGGUGUUGUCGCGCGCGGUGCGGCUGGCGCGCUGCCUGCGCCGGCUGGGCGCGCAGCCCGGAGACCUGCUGGCGCUGCACGGCCGCAACCACCUCGACCUGCUCAUACCCUUCUACGCUGCACUCUUCAAUGGCUUGACUGUGUGCGGAGUGGACCCGGCGUACGAUUAUGAUGAAAUACACUACACAAUGAUGAUAUCGAAGCCCGACAUUGCGUUCAGCGAUUCUGAGUUACUCCAUGAAGCGAUCACGAAGUUGGAUCUGGACACCAAAAUCAUCACCUUCAAGGAUGGCGAGCAGUCCAUGAAGAGAUUCAUGGAAGAAUAUGAUGACGGCAAUCAGUCCGAUGCUGAAUUUCAGGUAACGGAGUAUGACGUAGACAAAAUUCCUCUGUGGCUGACCACCACCAGUGGAUCCACCGGCUACCCCAAGCUGACGAUACAACCACAUCGGCUUUGGAUGAAGAGGAUAGUCGAGAAUCGAUUUGAUCCUACAAGGUCCUUGUCCUGGUACAGGUCCGAUGAGAACAGGAUGGGUGUCUGCCUGACGCCAGUGCAGUGGAUCUCAGCGUACCACGCCGUGAUAGGCAUGCCGCUGUUCCAUUACACCAUCCUCAGGUCUUCCGAUUUAAUCUCAGUUGAAAUGGUCAUCGAUAUUAUUAAUAAAUACAAGCCAGUACGUGGAGUGUUCGUACCGUAUUUAAUAAACGCCAUUUUGAAUCACGAGCGACAUUGUGACUUCACUUGCUUCGACAGCAUCGGUCUCGGAGGAAUGAAAGUGAGCCAUGAGAUCAUCACUCAAUUGAGGCAAAGGAUACGCAGCGACGCUGAGGCCCUGAAUCUGUACGGAGCCACGGAGCCUUUAGGAUUAAUCAGUAUAGCAGACCACAAUACACCUCGAAACAGUAUUGGAAAACCUUUACUUCAUGAAUUCAAGAUAGUCGAUCUUGAGUCAAGGGCAGAAAUCACGGAGCCGCAUAAAGAAGGAGAGUUGCUGUUGAAAGGCCCGAUGUGCGCAGGCUACUACAACAACCCAGAACAAACCGCUGCGGCCUUCAAAGACGGCUGGUACAAAACAGGAGACCUCUUCUACAGGGAUGAAGACAAUUAUUACUACUAUGUAGAGCGCAUUGGACAGCUUAUGAAGGUCAAGAGUUACUUGGUGUCCCCGUGGGAGUUGAUAGAAGUGCUUGAGGAGCACCCGGGAGUAGCAGAGGCCUGCGUGAUUGGAAUACCGAGCCAAGGGUACGCAGACCUGCCCGUCGCGUGCGUGGUGCGGAGACCUGGUCAUCACGUCACCGCGCAAGAGAUCAAGGACUUUGUAGUCAAUAAAGUCAAACCGCAUCAAUAUCUGAGAGGCGGGGUCGUGUUUAUGGAGAAAUUGCCAAGAACCUCCACAGGAAAAUUUGCGAUAGCUAAAUUGCGUCAAAUGGUAUUAACUGCUCAUCGAGAAUAAAUAUCAGGAAAAGACAAGACGCUCGUAUUUAUUUAUUCAUUAUUUUAUGAAUAUGGAAGCUCAAAUUAGGCAUAUAAGUUAGCAAAGGCGAAAAUAAUCAAGAUAAAACGACAGACCAGAAGAAAACAGUUCGCCGAAAUGUAACUAAGAUGAAUGAUCCAAAACUAGCUUUUGUUUUUAGACCAUGUGUUCAUUUUCUCCAUAAUAAAGAGAUAGAUUAUUUAAUUUGCA